AUGCGUGGUGCUGGAUUACCAGGCAAGCAGACCGCCGCGUUCGUCAAAAAACGGAGAGGUCCAAUGCUCAUCCGCUUGAAAGCUCGUUCUCAGAACCAGCAGAUUGGCUGCCAUGAUGCUGUCGAAAUCGGCGUAGCUUUUUCCUUCCAUCUUUCCGAGUUUCUAGCUCGUCGUUUUGAAACAACUCACGUCACGUUGACAAUAGCCACCGCACGGUUGUACAAAUAA
This is a messenger RNA of Ustilaginoidea virens, 228 nucleotides long. RefSeq lists its product as uncharacterized. The coding region runs from base 1 to 228 and encodes 75 amino acids. Lineage: Eukaryota; Fungi; Ascomycota; Sordariomycetes; Hypocreales; Clavicipitaceae. The record is from RefSeq and is a predicted model, not a curated record. The transcript has 2 exons.